AUGUCCCCAUCAUCGACAGGCGAAUCCGCUCACUCAAUCUCAAUCAACUCAGCCCGACCGUUCACCGUUCCCGCUCGCGACAGCUUCGCACUCGACCUUCCAAUGUCGUCACUUGCAACCAUGUCGGCCGACGCCUCACUCAAGUCCCCUAUCAGUUACAAAAAUCAGCGUACGCCCAGCUUCAGCAUGGUCACGUCUCAGAAAGCCCGCCACCUAUCGCAAUCCUCCGAUAAUAACAGACCUGACAAUAUGUCCAACGGCGGACAAAAGGUCUCCAGCGACGAGGGCUCGAACCCACUCAAGAGGAGAAAUACAGAAACCGGGGUCGAUUAUCCCCGCCGCAGGGCUACCAUUGCUUGUGAGGUUUGCCGUUCGAGAAAGUCGCGGUGCGAUGGAACAAAACCCAAGUGCAAGCUCUGUACGGAGCUCGGCGCUGAAUGCAUCUACCGAGAACCAGGAAUUAAGCUCGACGCUGGUGACAAGCUUAUUUUGGAGCGCCUCAACCGCAUUGAAAGCCUUCUUCAGAUGAGCAUGGUAAACACAACAGCAAAUGGACUUGGCCUGACUGAAAACUCACCUGGAAUGAGCAACGGCACCGGGCUCGAUGGCGACAACCUGAUCCUGUCAGCCAAUGCGGCCACGUUCAGCUCUAUCCCCAAUGGCGGGUUUGGGACUUGGUCGGCGCAACCAGUGGGAACCAACAUCUCUACCAUGCCCAAAGUGCAUACCAAUGCCGCCAUGCAUCUACUACAAUGGCCUCUUAUCCGAGAUUUAAUUUCUCGGCAAUGCGAUCCUCAGGUUCUUCUACAAUUGGAAAUGGCGCGAGAACCGCUUCACACUCUUACGAAAACGCCAUGUGUGGACUUGUCGAAUACUCAAGCAUAUAUCGAGGCCUAUUUUGAGAGGGUCAACAUAUGGUACGCCUGCGUGAACCCAUAUACUUGGAGAAGCCAAUACCGAACCGCCUUGUCCAACGGAUUCCGAGAGGGGCCAGAGAGUUGUAUCGUGCUCCUUGUUCUUGCUCUGGGCCAAGCAAGUUUACAUGGUAGCAUAUCCAGGAUUCUCCCGCACGAAGAUCCCCCAGGUCUACAAUACUUUACAGCAGCUUGGUCAUUGCUUCCGGGAUUGAUGACUGCCAACAGUGUGGUGGCGGCGCAAUGCCAUCUCUUGGCUGCUGCGUACCACUUUUACCUUGUACGACCUAUGGAGGCAUGGAACCUGCUUUGCACUACAAGCACCAAACUGCAACUCCUUCUCAUGGCUCCUAGUCGCAUUCCCAGUCACCAGCGAGAGCUCGUGGAGCGCAUUUACUGGAACGCUUUACUCUUCGAAAGCGAUCUUCUUGCAGAACUCGACUUGCCCCAUUCGGGUGUGGUCCAGUUCGAGGAGCACGUCGGCCUUCCAGGCGGAUUCGAAGGAGACGAGUCGGAGCAAGUCGGUCGAGAUGAGCUCUGGUACUUCUUGGCGGAGAUUGCUCUCCGUCGUUUACUGAACAGAGUCAGCCACCUCAUUUACUCCAAGGACUCUAUUGCAAAUACACAGAGUCUAGACCCAGUUGUCGCGGAACUCGACUACCAAUUGAGUCAGUGGUACGAGAGUCUGCCAUUGCCACUGCAGUUUCCUUUUACCCGAAACGCCCUUCAGGACCCUGUCCAGACAGUACUUCGCCUCAGAUUCUUUGCUUGCCGCACCAUCAUUUACCGGCCGUACAUUCUAGCCGUGCUAGAUAACGAGCAGCAGGUUCUGGAUCCCGCCGUGCGGGAAAAUUGCCACAAAUGCUUGGAGGCUUCUCUUCGCCAGUUGGAGCAUAUACACGAACACCAUGCUGGACAUAUGCCAUAUAUCUGGCAAGGAGCUUUGUCGAUGGUGUCUCAAACCCUGCUUAUUAUGGGUGCCACCAUGUCACCAUCACUUCUCAAUAUAUUGCUUACAUUGGUGCCAAGUCGUGAGGCGCUAGACCAGAUUAUCAACGAUGUGGUAAUGGAAGUCGAACGAUACGCGACUCUGGCCCCAAGCUUAAGCCUGGCCUCCGAAAUGCUCAAAGAGGCUGAGGUGAGAAGGCGCGCAUUUCUCGGCACUCCGUAG
Molecule: messenger RNA, 2085 nt
Organism: Fusarium pseudograminearum CS3096
Lineage: Eukaryota; Fungi; Ascomycota; Sordariomycetes; Hypocreales; Nectriaceae
Exons: 3
Coding region: 1-2085 (694 amino acids)
Biological process (GO): regulation of DNA-templated transcription
Molecular function (GO): DNA-binding transcription factor activity, RNA polymerase II-specific; zinc ion binding
Source: RefSeq, a predicted model, not a curated record